GGAGCCGCAAACGCGAGCUCUUCGUUAAAGCCGAUCGGUGUUGUUCCUGAUCGUAAGUUCGGAGGUACACCAUCGUCCGACGUUUCUUUUCUUUUUUGUUUUUCCUUCUAUUCUCGCUUUUGGCUCUUUUAUUCCAACGAGAGGGGAGGGGGGCGGGGAUUAACGCGCGCGUUAAGAGAAAAGCUGUUGGAGGUAGGUGGAGUCGGUAUGCGAGAGAGACAACAUUUUUCGUCGUAGUUACCUGUUAAAUAUUUCUCGCAGAGAGCAACGGAGGGAACGGAGAAUUGCGAAGGAAAAAAAAGAAAGAAAAAAAAAAGACGAAGGAGAAGAAGGAGAAGGAGGAGUUGGAGGAGGAGAAGGAGAAGGAGAAGAAGAAGGGAAGGCGUCGACGUUGCGUCGUAAAUAAAGAAGGCGCGCGGCAAAGCGACGGCGAAAGAGAAAGAGAGAGAGGAAGAUAGAUAAAAAUCAAGCAACGUGCGUGUGUGCGAGAGGGAGAGACAGCUAGGCUGUGUGGCGAGUGUGCUCAAAGGUGAUUGGUCAGUCCGUUGGCUAUUAUGGCCGGCGAUUGGCGCGUGCGAAGGUAGCGCGACGUAGGAGCGCGUAAGAAGAAGCGUCGAGUAGAGUGUGCGCGGAGCGCGGCAGUCGCUCGCGGCCGAGAAGAGUGAAAAGAGCGAGGAGAGGAGAAGAGACGCUCGUUCGCUCGCUCGCUCGCUCGCUCGUUCGUUCGUUCGUUCGUUCGUUCGUCGUUGGUUCAUCCGCUCGUCCGUCCGUUCGUUCGUUCCUUCCUUCGUUCGUUUGCUUGCUUGCUCGCUUGAUCACGGUGGCGCGUUGCCUUGUAAGGCGGAGGAGAGCUCGUGCGCGCUUCUGUGCGCUAGUGUGGACGCGCGUGGAAGUGUGUGUGUGCCCGCGUGUGUGUGUCCUGUGUUGUACGUCGAGCCUGUACGCACGCCGGAUGUUCUAACGACGAAGAAGACGAAGACGAGGAAGAAGAAGGAGACGAAGACGACGACUAUUAUCUCGCGAGGAUACGAAAUUACGAGGACGAAAAGGAAAAGGAAGAAAAGAACGGAGGACGAUCGCCGCCGUCGCCGAGGAGGGCGCGCACGGUUUUCCUCUCGUGGCAGUAGUGCCAAGAAGAAGAGUAGAAGAAGAAGAAGAAGAAGAAAUAAUAGUAGUAGUAGUAGUAGUAGUAGUAGUAGUAGUUAUAGUUAUAAUAGUACUAGUAGCAGUGGUGGUGGUGGUGUGGUGGUGGUGGAGUACUAGUAAUAGUAGUAGUAGUAAUAGUAGUAGUAGUGGUACCAGUGCCAGUGUAGAAGCGGCAUGCACGCUUCUACUGCUGCUGCUGCUGCUGCUGCUUGCUGCUAGACUUUUUGAAGGCGAUCGUUUGGGAAAAGGUCUCUGGGUGUUGUGUAGCAGACUACGAGGAAGAGUUUAAGGUGCUGAGAUAGUUCGUUGAAAAAGGAGGUGAGAAAAGGGUGUCCUCACGAAAGUAUUGCUCGGGGAGAGAAGAGCCAAGGAAAGAAAGGAUCGAGAGAAAGCGCGUGAGAGAAUAUACGAAAGCAGAGAGGAAGAGCGAAACGUCGAACGUUAGUACGCAGAGGAGACAAAGGCCACGGUGACGGCGACGGCGGCGGCAGCGGAGGUGGAGGUGGAGGAGGUGGUGGUGGUGGAGGUAACGGAGGAGGAAGAGGAGGCAACGGUAGCGGCGGCAUAACCUCCAAGCAACGAGAGACCGACGAAGCUGAGUUUCGUGUCGCGCGCGCGUCACGAAAAUAUCCAUCCCCCCUCCUUUUUUCCGUUCGUUGCGUUUUUCGGACGACGAGGACGAGGACGAGGACGACGAGAACGAGAACGCGUUUAUCGAAGAAGAAGAAGAAGAAGAAGAAGAACGUUGCUCGUCCGAUAGUAAAUCGUGAAUCGUUUAUUCGAAGGGUUAUUUUUUCUCUCCCCCUUCCCCCCUUCUCUUAUAUCAUAUAUCCGUCUCUCCGGGCUUCCAUAACGUCCCGUGUGCGAGCGAGAGAGAAAGGAACACGUGUAUGAAACGACGCGGAAAUUAAUACGAACGAAGAAGGAAUUUUAAUAGAAUAAUCAAAUAAAACGUGGUCGUUCAUACGCGAUAAAUAAACGCGAUCCUCGGUUAUUAUUAUCUUAGUGCUCGGCGAAAUAGUUGAUGGAUGAGACUGGCAGGAUGCUGCAGCACGGAGGUUCGGGUGUCGGUUUGAUGGGAGCUAACCAGGGUCAGGGGGCCCAAAAUACCGCCGGUUACGGCACCAUGGGACCCGUCGAUGGCUCGGCCGCCCAAGGUCCCGAUCAGGCUGUCGAGGCUAGGAAACAGGACAUCGGCGAGAUAUUACAACAGAUAAUGAACAUCACCGAUCAAAGUCUGGACGAGGCCCAAGCGAGGAAACACACACUAAAUUGCCACAGAAUGAAACCUGCCCUGUUCUCGGUGCUCUGCGAGAUCAAAGAGAAAACAGUACUAUCGUUGAGAAAUACGCAAGAAGAAGAACCACCAGAUCCGCAAUUAAUGAGGCUGGACAAUAUGUUGAUUGCCGAGGGUGUGGCAGGUCCAGAAAAAGGAGGUGGUGCGGGGGCUGCGGCGUCGGCAUCGGCAGCUGCUGCUGCUGGACCACCUGGACAACCUGACAACGCGAUCGAACAUUCGGAUUACCGAGCAAAACUCGCUCAGAUCAGGCAGAUCUAUCAUCAAGAACUCGAGAAAUACGAACAGGCAUGCAACGAGUUUACGACUCACGUGAUGAAUUUAUUGAGGGAACAGAGUCGUACCAGGCCUAUAACGCCAAAGGAAAUCGAAAGAAUGGUUCAGAUUAUCCACAAGAAAUUUUCGAGUAUUCAGAUGCAAUUAAAACAAUCGACCUGUGAGGCAGUUAUGAUUUUGAGGAGUCGUUUCCUCGAUGCAAGGCGUAAAAGACGGAACUUCAGUAAGCAGGCAUCUGAGAUCUUAAACGAGUACUUCUAUUCGCACUUGAGUAAUCCGUAUCCGAGCGAGGAGGCCAAAGAGGAACUCGCACGGAAAUGUGGAAUCACCGUGAGUCAGGUUUCCAAUUGGUUCGGCAACAAGAGGAUACGCUACAAGAAAAACAUAGGUAAAGCGCAGGAGGAGGCGAACUUGUACGCAGCCAAAAAGGCAGCUGCAGCUUUUGCAGGAGCGUCGCCGUACAGCAUGGGAGGUGCAAGCCAAGGGACACCAACGCCGAUGAUGUCACCGGCACCACCGGGCGGACCUCAAGACAUGGCAGGGUACGGGAUGGGAAUAAACGGAAGUGACUAUGGUUCGCAGCCUUACAACGACGGUUCCAUGGGUUACGAUCCUAUGCACCAGGAGCUGUCGCCUUGAAAUCCUUAGGAGAAAUGCGCAAGAAGAUUUGCAAAUCCGAAAAUAAGAGAGUAAAAAAAAAAAGAAAAGAAAAGAGAAAAACGAAAUGAAUAAAAAAAAGAUUUAUUGUCGAUAGGAACGCAUUAAAGAACGAUAUCGUAAGAAAAGUCAAAAGCAACAAACAAAAAAGUAAAAGUAAAAAUAAAAUUUAAAAAAAAAAAGGAAGGAAGGGAAGAAAAAAAGAAAGAAAUAAAGAAUUACGAAAGAUUUACGAAAGAAUUAUGAAAGAAAGCAGGCAAUCCGAUCACCUCACUAUCUGUGAUCCGAUGCUCGUCACUCGCUGACGAGUUAUACGAUACUAAAAUAUUGAUAUAUUAAUUUAUUAAGAAAGUGAAAGAGAGAAUAUGUGUAAAAGCGAGCUCGGCGUGCUCGGAAGCGUUCGUUCGCGUUAAUAAUUCAUCGAAGAGUAGCGAACUACUACUAUGUUGCUAAAUGAUAUAAUUUGUUUAAAAAAAUUUGUUUAAAAAAAGAAAAAAUAAAAACAAAAAGUAGGAAAAGUUAAUUCGUCACGUCGAAGAGAUAUAAGAUAAUAUAGGCAUUUGUAUUACCGAUAGAGCACGAUCGGUAAGUAAGAAUCCUGUUAUGCGUUGACCCUCGUAGAAAUGCUUCAAGAAAAAAUCAGACCAAACAUAUUUUUUCUUUUGCAUUUUUUGUUUAUUUCUUCCU
This is a messenger RNA of Vespula pensylvanica (western yellowjacket), 4063 nucleotides long. RefSeq names its product homeobox protein extradenticle (gene exd). The coding region runs from base 2171 to 3358 and encodes 395 amino acids. Gene Ontology annotation, cellular component: nucleus. Gene Ontology annotation, molecular function: RNA polymerase II cis-regulatory region sequence-specific DNA binding; DNA-binding transcription factor activity, RNA polymerase II-specific. The transcript is spliced from 8 exons. The record is from RefSeq and is a predicted model, not a curated record. NCBI's taxonomy places the organism in Eukaryota, Metazoa, Arthropoda, Insecta, Hymenoptera, Vespidae. Gene Ontology annotation, biological process: animal organ morphogenesis; regulation of transcription by RNA polymerase II; neuron development.